Molecule: messenger RNA, 1122 nt
Organism: Fusarium sp. VM40
Lineage: Eukaryota; Fungi; Ascomycota; Sordariomycetes; Hypocreales; Nectriaceae
Source: the annotation of a GenBank genome assembly
AUGAUCAAGACAUUGGCCCUCCUUACCCUCGCUGCUGCUGCUUCAGCACGCAAAUGCACAAACAUCACUGUGCCUGUGUCUCUCGCUUCUGAAAAUGCCGUCUUUGACUUCGAGACACCCUUGACCAAGAUUGACGUCACAAGCUUCGCCGUCAAUCUUGCUCGACAGGAUCCUCCCUUCGUCAAGCAAGUGCAGAAGGGUUUCAAGAAUAUCACAGGCUGCUAUGAACUCGCCGCUACAUACUGCGAGCCGGAUGCUGGCCCCGGAGAGCAGCUGCAGAUCAUGACACACGGUAUCGGAUUCGAUCGAAGUUACUGGGACUAUCCCUACAACGGAUACAACUACAGUUACGUCGCGCGAGCAGUCGAUGAGCACGGCUACUCAACCCUCACCUGGGAUCGACUUGGUGUCGGUGCUUCUUCCAAGGGUGAUCCUCUGAGCGAGAUCCAAUCUUUCAUUGAGAUUGCUGCCCUCAAGGCACUCACCACCAAGGCCCGUGAAGGCACUCUCCCAGGCGUCAGCAACCCAUACUCCAAGACCAUUCACAUCGGCCAUUCGUUCGGUUCAGUGAUUAGCUACGCCCUCGCCAACGAAAGCCCUGAGCUCACCGACGCCAUCGUCCUGACGGGUUUCUCACAGUCUCCUGCCUACAUGUCUCUAUUCAUACUCAGCAACAACUUCAUCCCCAUUACCGACACACCUCUUGCAGCCCAGUAUCCCGCUGGGUACAUUGCCACAGCGUCUACGGUGGGUGUACAGAUCAACUUCUUUGCCGAGGGUGAUUUCGAUCCUCAACUGCUGGACGUGGCAUACCAGACUGCCCAGCCUGUGACACCCGGUGAGCUUCUCACGAUAGGUGCACCAGCGGGGAAGAACAACUCUUACACUGGCCCUGUCCAGAUCGUAACCGGCGAGCGCGAUGUUCCCUUCUGCGGCGACAACUGCUACUCAACUGUAAGCGCAGGCGUAGAACUUCCUUCGCUGCUCGACCUGUCAAGGAAUUUCUUCACAAAGGCUUCGCGAUUUAACACGACUGUUAUUCCUGGCGCGGGCCAUGGAUUGAACUUUGGAUACUCACAUACUCUUACAUACGAUGCCAUUUUCGACUUUCUUUCUGAGUAG